Larimichthys crocea (large yellow croaker) is the source of this 3280-nucleotide messenger RNA. RefSeq names its product ilvB (bacterial acetolactate synthase)-like (gene ilvbl). Gene Ontology annotation, biological process: L-valine biosynthetic process. Lineage: Eukaryota; Metazoa; Chordata; Actinopteri; Sciaenidae. The record is from RefSeq and is a predicted model, not a curated record. The transcript is spliced from 14 exons. The coding region runs from base 322 to 2199 and encodes 625 amino acids. Gene Ontology annotation, molecular function: magnesium ion binding; flavin adenine dinucleotide binding; acetolactate synthase activity. Gene Ontology annotation, cellular component: acetolactate synthase complex.
AUAGUCGGCACAGCAAAUGCGGAAAGAGCGCUCUGUCUGUCAGUCGCUAAGAGUCAGAGAGACUACCUGCCCUUCACAGCCUUUCGUCAUUAACUUUAUAUGAGCUAAUGUCACAGUCAAUGUACUGCUGAAAAUUUCCAACUUGAGAAAAAAUAAAUAAAUAAGAGAGAGUAUAGCAGCUGCAGGAGCAGCUACACACAGUCUUAGCCUAGCCGAAGCUGAGCCGAGGAGCAGUUCAGGGUUAGGUUUGGAUAUUAAGUUUAGCUAAAGUUGAGUUUUUUGUUUUUUUUUAUAAGUAAAGGUUUACCUGUGCGUCCUAACAUGGAGUCCUUUGGAGCCGCUGGCACCGUUCUCGGAUGCUGUGCGGGCAUCGCGGUGGCUGGGCUUGUGUUUGCAGCCUACAAACUUGGCAUAGUCUACCAGUUGUUUCACAAGGCCGAGACAAAGAGCCCGCGUCAUGGUGGCGAGAGUGUGGCAGAGGUGCUCCGUGCCCACAAGGUCAAGUACGUUUUCACCCUCGUCGGUGGACACAUCUCACCCAUCCUGGUGGCUUGUGAGAAGCUGGGCAUCCGCAUUGUGGACACCAGACAUGAGGCCACCGCCGUUUUUGCUGCUGAUGCUGUGGCAAGACUCUCAGGCACCGUUGGUGUAGCAGCAGUGACUGCUGGCCCAGGCCUCACUAACACAGUGACAGCAGUGAAGAAUGCUCAGAUGGCUGAAUCGCCAUUGCUGCUCAUAGGAGGAGCCGCUGGUACACUACUUCAGGGCAGAGGGGCGCUACAAGACAUCGACCAGAUGUCUCUCUUCAAGCCUCUGUGUAAGUUCUGUGCCUCCAUCAGGACAAUCAGGGAGAUCGUGCCUACAGUCAGGAAAGCCAUGGCCAUCGCCCAGUCGGGAACUCCUGGUCCUGUUUUCAUAGAGUUCCCUAUUGACACGCUUUAUCCCUAUCAUCUCGUGUCCAAAGAAUUUGGAGUGAAGAAUCCUCCCAAAGGCCUGAUGGGAAAAGUUGUCUCAUGGUACCUCAAUAACCACCUCAUGAACCUGUUUGCCGGUGCAUGGGAAACCAGAGAUGUGUCUCCGCUUCCUGUCGACAUCCCACAAGCUACAGACGAUCAGGUACAAAAGUGCAUAGAGCUGGUGAGUCGAGCCAAGAAACCUGUUAUUCUGCUAGGUAGCCAAGCAACACUUCCCCCAACACCAGUCGAUGAUAUCAGGAAGGCAUUGGAGGACCUCGGCAUCCCCUGCUUCCUUGGGGGCAUGUCCCGUGGCAUGCUGGGUAAAGACAGUCCCAUUCACAUCAGACAGAACAGGCGUGAUGCUCUGAAGGAGGCAGACUUGGUGCUCUUAGCAGGCACUGUGUGUGACUUCAGGCUGAGCUACGGCAGAGUUCUUAACAGACGCAGUAAGAUCAUCGCUGUCAACAGAGAUGAGACACAGCUGCUGAAAAACUCAGAUAUGUUCUGGAAACCAACUAUAGCAAUUCAGGGUGACGCUGGGUCAUUCUUAGUGCGACUUUCCAAAGGCCUGAAGGGCCAUCAUUGUCCAGAGGAAUGGCCUCAGAGCCUCAAAGCAGGAGACGUGACCAAAGAAAAUACAAACAGGGCUAAAGCUGAUGAGAAGACCGCACACCACUUAAAUCCCUUGAAAGUCCUCCACCGUGUGGAUGAGCUGAUGUCAGAGGACAGCAUCAUCGUUGCCGAUGGGGGUGAUUUUGUUGGAAGUGCUGCUUACAUAAUGAGACCAAGAGGACCUAUGCGGUGGUUGGAUCCAGGUGCCUUUGGGACUCUGGGAGUUGGAGGAGGAUUUGCCCUUGGGGCAAAACUGUGCCGGCCUGAAUCUGAGGUGUGGGUAGUGUACGGUGACGGAUCCUUAGGAUACAGUGUGGCAGAGUUUGACACAUUCACUAGACAUAAGACACCGGUUAUAGCUGUGGUGGGAAAUGAUGCAUGCUGGAGUCAGAUAUCCAGAGAGCAGGUCCCCAUACUCGGCAGCAACGUGGCGUGUGGCCUCGCGUUUACAGAUUAUCAUAUAGUGGCAGAUGGAUAUGGUGGUAAGGGAUACCUCAUAGGGCGCGAUGAUGAGGACAGGCUAAGCGACAUCAUCAGACAGGCUCAAAAGGAGACCCAGGAGGGCAAGGCUGUACUGCUCAAUGUUCUGAUAGGGAAGACCAACUUUAGAGAGGGCUCUAUCUCUGUAUAGAGCAGUCCUGAUCUCUCAGUGCAAUCCUCUUCCUUUACCCCUUGGCUCUUCUUAGACUUUACUAUCAGGCUCUAUGAAGGGUUUCAGAGAAUUAAAAGAUACUGUGCAAAGCUCACUCCCAACCAGACCUAUGCUAAUCCUUUGUGCCCUUAAAGCCAUAUUUUGCUUUGUUGACGAGAAAUGACUUCACGGUAUGCUGAUCUCUUUAAGAGUUUGUGAACCGUCAGUUGCAAUAUACUUCAUCAUCGUCAAGAGUCCUGCCAGUAACACAUCUGCAGACACCACAUCUACAGGACUCACUGUUGUUAUUAUUAUUAGCAUUCACGGCCACUUAAUUUGUCACCAUAUAUUUAUUUUUAAGUUCUUUUUUAGUAAAAUACAACAACUUCAGCUCUGCCAGCCUUGAUACUAAAGCUUCUGUUGUGCAUCACGCUUCAUGUUCAUGUUUUGCUAUUUCACCUAAUGCUGCAUUUUAAGAAGGGAAAGAGUGAAAAGCUUUGUUUAGGGACCUCUUCAGGAACUUCGGGUUCGAUUUUUUUGACCCUCAAAAAGCCCAUUAAUGUGUUUAUUUCUUGCAAAUAAAGCAGAGAAUGAAAACCAUGUGUAGGAUAGAGAAUUGGUUUCAGUUAAUGAUGUGACCAGUAUGCCUUUUCUCCUGUUAUAAACAUGGAGCCUUUUUAUGAGGAUACACAAUAUCUUAACAGCUGUAAUAUUCUUCAUCGGUGGAUGAUUUGGGAUGAAAAUAUGUUGAAUGAAAAAUAUUUUUUUGAAUGUCGAAGACUAACAAAUGAUAUGCCUUUUAAUGUUUGACUGUCUUCGAAUACAUGUAUGUAUAAGUUGAAAAUAUGUCUGCUGAUUUAGUUUAUACUAACUUGUAUGCAUUAAUGUGGGCUCUCAUUGAAAAUAUGCCUAUACGCAAUAUGGAUUGCACUAAAAUGAUAACUUAUUUACUCACCAGGUGUGGAUCAUCUCACUCUAAUAUAUAUUGAUGUUUUAUUUGGUACCUUGCGGGAGAUAUCUCAAACUUUUGAUCAUUAGGUGUUAAUUUGGAUAGAUUCUCAAAUAAAUUGAAGAAAAGAAA